AUGAUUUGGCUCAAGCCCUGGCUAGGCUUGCCAAUUGUUGCGGUAGCAUUCCUGCUUGCCAACGCUCAAAAGUGCGCCGUAUGUCCGACUGGAGGAGCCUGGACCGACUGGGAGGAGGUCGGCGAAUGUUCGGGGUUUUGUGGUUACAUGGGCAGACAGAAUGAGACCAGAAAUUGUGUUUCCGAGCGAUAUGGAUGCCCUUGCGACGGACCGAGCAGCAGAUUGAUCCCUUGCAACCGUACCCUUUGUCUAUUCCCUUUGCACCGUUGCGCCGAUGGGUAUAAAGUGGGCGGCCCGAUCGACAAAUUGUGGGUUUGUGUCCCCAUUGACCCACCGACGCCGGACCCGCUGGAGUCGCAGGUGCCGGAUCCGGAUUGGGAGUGCACUGAAUUUUACAACUACUACGACCACGACCACGACCACGACCACGACCACGACUUCUACUACCACCACUUCAACGACGACGACUACGACAACGACGACAACAACUACUACGAGUACGACUACUACCACUACCACGACGACGACGACGACCACGACUACGACGACGACGACCACGACAACAACGAGUACGACUACUACGACGACGUCGACAAGUACUACUGCAACAACCACCACUACGACGCCGACUACCACGACGACCACGACGACCACGAAGACCACGACGACCACGACGACUACUACCACUACGACAACGACGACGACGAGGACAACUGCUACGACUACGACCACAACAACAACAACUUCUACUACUACUACGACGACUUCAACGACUCCGACAACUACGAGAAAACCCUUCUCCCCGAUCACGUUCGUACCAGAGCCGACGUCGAAGGCGUGUGGCUGCCAGAUGCCUCAACCCAUUUCGUCUACAACGCUGGAAGUGAUUGGGAUCCGGCCCUAGAAGAGAAUUGUUAUAACCCUUACAACACCACCAUCCAAUGCACGGCUAAUAUGAAUUUAAUGGCAACGCAGAAGCUAUAUGACAAGGAUCGAAACGUCGUCAGAACGCUAAAUUACUGCACUGGUGCAAACAAGGCAGCGACUAUCUAUUGUCAGAGAGCUUCUGGGAAUUCGAAUAAUUAUUAUAUCUUGCAACAGGAUCAAAAAUCUAUCGGCUACUUCUCGUGCGACGUGGCUUGGAGUGCGGAAUGUGCU
Molecule: messenger RNA, 1158 nt
Organism: Mesorhabditis spiculigera
Lineage: Eukaryota; Metazoa; Nematoda; Chromadorea; Rhabditida; Rhabditidae
Source: the annotation of a GenBank genome assembly